This is a messenger RNA of Hylaeus volcanicus, 5534 nucleotides long. RefSeq names its product DNA-directed RNA polymerase II subunit rpb1-like. The record is from RefSeq and is a predicted model, not a curated record. Bases 39 to 5528 code for a protein of 1829 amino acids. NCBI's taxonomy places the organism in Eukaryota, Metazoa, Arthropoda, Insecta, Hymenoptera, Colletidae. Gene Ontology annotation, biological process: transcription by RNA polymerase II. Gene Ontology annotation, molecular function: DNA binding. Gene Ontology annotation, cellular component: RNA polymerase II, core complex. The transcript is spliced from 16 exons.
UGAUAAAAAAAGAGUACUAUCAAUCAUUUUUUAAAACAAUGGCAUGUCCAUUGGUGUUAGCGAAUGCGAAGUCAACGCAUGAAGUUAAGAAGGUUAGAUCACUUGAAUUUCGUAUCUUUUCUCCUAAACAGGUGCUUGAUAUGUCCGUAUGUAAAGUGGAAAGUUUAGAAAUGUAUGGAAAUGGUGUUCCGAAAGAAGGUGGUCUCAACGAUUUACGUAUGGGCACAACCGAUUACCGCUUUAAUUGUGGAUCUUGUAAUAUGGACUGCAAACAAUGUCCAGGCCAUUUCGGACAUAUUGCUUUAGCAAAACCAAUGUAUCACAUUGGCUAUCUCCGUGUCAUUUUAUCAGCUUUGCGGUGUGUUUGUUAUAGUUGUUCGCGGCUUUUAGUUGACUUAAAUGAGGGGAAAGCAAAAGCAGCCUUAAAAGUUAAAAAUAAUAAAGUACGAUUUCAUCGUUUAGCAGAAAUAUGUCAGACGAAAAAAGUUUGCGAAGCGAGCUCCAUAGAAGAUGAAGAUGCGGGACUUGAUGGAGGUUGUGGAUGCAUUCAACCUAAAUAUAUGAAAGAUGGUAUAUCUCUUGUUAUUCAAAUGCGUCGAAAUAAUGAUAGAAAUGGUGAUAAAAAUAGUAUGAAAACGUCAAUAGGAGAAGAUACAAAAAGACCUUUACCUGCUGAAGAAGCUAUGGCAGUACUUCAACGUAUAUCUGAUCGUGAUGUACGCCUAUUAGGUUUUGAUCCACAACGGAAUCACCCUGCAUGGAUGAUUUUAUCGGUUCUUCCAGUGCCACCACCGCAAGUUCGACCAUAUGUCCAAUAUGGAUGUGAUAGAUCAGAAGAUGAUUUAAGUUUAAAACUAUUAGACAUCGUCAAAACGAAUCAACAAUUAAAAAGAUUGGAAGAAGCUGGUGCGGCUAGUCAAAUUUUACAGGAAGUAGCUUAUGUUCUUCAAUAUCAUAUAGCGACUCUUAUUAAUAAUGAUAUUCCUGGUUUACCAGUGGCGACAACGCGAGGAAAAAAACCUAUUAAAUCGUUAAGACAACGUCUUAAAGGUAAAGAUGGAAGACUUCGAGGGAAUUUGAUGGGGAAACGUGUUGAUUUUUCGGCUCGAACUGUCAUAACGGGAGAUCCUAAUCUUUCUGUAGAUCAAGUUGGCGUUCCACGAAGUGUUGCAAUGAAUUUAACGUUUCCGGAAACGGUCACACCUUUCAAUAUAAAAGAAUUAAAAAAAUUGGUCUCUAACGGUCCUUUUGAGUGGCCUGGCGCACGGUAUAUUAUUCGAUCGGAUGGCACACGUUUCGACUUGAGACACUGUCACGGUAAUCCUUCUUCUCAACAACUUGAUAUAGGAGAUCAGGUUGAAAGGCAUAUGAUGGAUAAUGAUUAUGUUUUGUUUAAUCGACAACCUUCUCUUCAUAAAAUGUCCAUCAUGGGACAUCGGACAAAAAUUUUACCUUGGUCCACUUUUCGUUUAAAUUUAUCAGUGACUUCACCUUACAAUGCUGAUUUUGAUGGGGAUGAAAUGAAUCUUCAUUUACCUCAAUCACAUGAACCUCGUGCUGAAAUUAAAUAUCUAAUGCUCGUGCCUCAACAAAUUGUAUCUCCGCAAGGAAAUCGACCUGUGAUGGGGAUUGUACAAGAUUCUCUUUUAGGCAUAGCCAAAUUUACAAAACGUGAUACUUUUUUGACCCGUGGCGAAAUCAUGAGUUUACUUGUCUGGAUUCCUUACUGGAAUGGAAUUCUUCCUUUCCCUACCAUUUUACGCCCAGAGCCUUUGUGGACGGGUAAACAAGUUAUCAGUUGUUUGUUAUGCUUUGAAUCUACUGAAGAAUCAAAUCAAGCCAAAGUCAAUUUGACGCGUGACGGAACUAUACGUUUGAAAAAUGAUUUACAAUGGUGUUCGGAAAAUGAUAGUCGUGUUAUCAUACGCGAAAACGAACAUUUAGCAGGAAUUAUUUGUAAACGUACUGUGGGUUCAUCUUCUGGUUCCCUUAUUCACGUUUUAUGGCUUGAAGUUGGUCCUGAACGCACUAAAGAUUUUUUAUCCACAUGUCAAAAAGUUAUCAAUUUAUGGUUAGAGCAAUACGGAUUCACUGUCGGGUGUGCUGAUAUUGUUUCUACAGAGAAGACUUCAGUAGAGAUUUCAGCGACAUUAAUGGAGUCUUCAGAAAAAGUGCAAGAACUUAUUGGAAUGGCUCAAAAAGGUCUUUUAGAAACUCAGCCAGGAAAAUCUCUUUUGCAAUCUUUUGAAUCUCGAGUCAAUCAAGAAUUGAAUCGAGCUCGUGAGGCGGCUGGUAAAAUUGCUGCAGAUGCUUUGGAUGAAACAAAUAAUAUCAUUGCUAUGGUUAAUGCUGGAAGUAAAGGUUCCACAAUAAAUAUAUCUCAAAUUAUGGCGUGCGUUGGUCAACAAAAUGUGGAAGGACGACGUAUUCCUUUUGGCUUUAAAGAUAGAUCUCUACCCCAUUACGUUAAACAUGAUUACGGGCCACAAGCGCGUGGAUUUGUUUUUAAUUCCUAUCUUACAGGAUUGAAUCCUCAAGAAUUAUUUUUUCACGCUAUGGGAGGAAGAGAAGGUAUUAUCGAUACAGCAUGUAAAACAUCUGAAACCGGUUACAUUCAGCGUCGCUUAAUUAAAGCUAUGGAAGAUGUUCUAGUGGCGUAUGAUCGAACAGUUCGGAGUUGUGGAGGGGAAAUCAUUCAAUUUGUGUACGGUGAAGACGGCAUGGCUGGUGAAUAUAUUGAAGACAUUUAUCUUUCCUUGAUGCAAUUGGAUUAUAAGGCUAUGGAAAAGAUGUAUAAGCAUGAUUUCACACAAGAAGAUUACGGCCAACCCUGGAUAACAAAUCCAGCGAUAAGAAAUGAGAUUCGCUUAUCGUUUCAACAUCAAAACGUUUUAGAACAAGAAUGGCAAAAUUUGUUAGCUGCUAAAGAGCGUUUAUGUUCGGAAAUAUCCACGAAUGGAGAACCUAAACAUUACCUUCCUAUUAAUGUUGCUCGACUUAUUGAAUUAGCACAACAACGAUUUGUUAAUGAACCUUUAACAAGUAUGUCUCCUAUGGAAAUUGUUAAGCAAGUUGACAAUCUUCUCGAGUCUUUGAUUGUUGUUUUGUCGACUGGGGAACAAGAUAAUAUCACAAAAGAAAUGCAAUUAAAUGCUACCAUGUUAUUACAUAUCCAUCUACGUUCGGCGUUAGCCUCAAGAAAAAUUAUGGAAUGCGAUCGUCUUGGACCUCAAGGAUUUAAUUGGCUUCUUCAUGAAAUCACACAUCAAUUUCAUAGAUCUCUUGCACAUCCUGGUGAAGUUGUUGGAGCCGUGGCAGCACAAAGUAUUGGAGAGCCGGCAACUCAAAUGACAUUAAAUACUUUUCAUUUUGCUGGUGUUGGAUCUAAAAACAUUACUUUGGGAGUUCCUCGGUUAAAGGAACUAAUAAAUGUGUCAAAAACUGUCAAAACUCCUUCUUUAACAGUGUAUUUACAACCGCAUGUCGCACAAGAUCAGGAUGCUGUCAAAUCUGUUCAAGCACAUAUUGAACACACAACUUUAGAAAAGGUUACCUCUUACGCGCAAAUUGUGUACGAUCCUAAUCCUACGGAAACUAUUAUCGAAGCGGAUAAACAAUGGGUAUCUGAAUAUUACGAGUUUCCUGAUGAUGAUGAUUCACCCUUUCAAUUAGGGCCAUGGGUUUUACGGAUUCAACUCAUUGAGCGACUUAUAACUGAUAAACAAUUGACAAUGAAGGAGAUUGGUGAAAAAAUUUGUGCUGAGUUCACUAGUAACGAAAUAGAUUGCAUUUGGACCGAUGACAAUUCAGAGGAUCUUGUUAUUCGUAUUCGUAUUAAAUUUCAAGAUGGUAGUAAAGAGCAUCGCUCCGAUGACAAGGAGGAUUCAGAAGACGAACACGGAUUUUUGCAAAGGCUUAUGUCACAAUAUUUAGCAAAUAUUACCUUACGUGGGAUUCAAGGUAUUACAAAGGUUUAUAUGCGAGAAGAAAAAAGCCAAAAGUACAAUAGUGACACGGGAACUUUUGAACCCUACACACAAUGGGUUCUCGAUACUGAUGGAUGCAAUCUUACAGCCGUGUUAUGUGUCCAAGACGUUGAUGCCACCCGUACCGUUUCUAAUGAUAUUGUUGAAGUGUUCGAUGUAUUAGGGAUUGAGGCUGUACGUCGAGCACUUUUACGAGAGCUACGCGCUGUAAUUUCGUUUGAUGGAUCAUAUGUGAAUUAUCGUCAUUUAGCCACUCUGUGUGAUGUAAUGACUCAAAAAGGACAUCUCAUGUCAAUUACAAGAAAUGGAAUUAAUCGCGUAGACAAAGGAUGUCUCUCAAAGUGUAGUUUUGAAGAAACUGUCGAAAUAUUAAUGAUGGCUGCAGCGUUUGCUGAAACAGACCAUUUAAGAGGAGUCACUGAACAUGUUAUUUUCGGGCAAUUAGCACCCUUUGGUACAGGUUUAUGUGACCUUGUGAUAGACGAGGAGAAAGUACGAUAUACUAAUCCAAAUUAUGAUACAACCAUGACUUCUGCUAUGAGUUCAAUGCAUGGGCAACAUGAAGACUGUAUCACAAGCCCUCUAAGUGAUACAAGUUGUAUGCAGCUUGCAAAUACAUCUGCACGUGCAGGUCGCCAUCAACAACCUGAGAAAAAUUUCACGGCAACACCUUUCAGUCCUACGUCACCCAUGUCACCUCUUCAUAAUGCAUCUUUUUCUUCACCUCAGCAAGAUUUUUCACGACAUGAUAAUCAGUUUUCUCCCGUACAACAAAGUCCAAUGUCACCUAUGUCCAGUUCCUACCAACCUUUAUCACUGGCAUCCUCUCCACAAAACAUUCUAACGUCACCUUUAUCGAAUCCUACAGGAUCGUUCAGUCCACAAGCAACACUUCAAUCGUACAACAUCACAAGUCCUCAUUAUUCCCCUACAUCACCAAUCUACUCACCUACGUCACCUGUUCAAACGAAAACAGCGCCUUUUUCAUAUUCUAUUACAUCCCCUAAUUAUUCACCAACGUCACCAUUCGUAGCUGCAACGAACUACUCACCUACAUCACCAGCCUAUUCACCAACCUCACCUGCAUAUUCACCAACAUCACCCGCAUAUUCGCCGACCUCUCCUUUCGCAUCUCCUCUUGCGAAUGUAUCUCGACAAGUUACGUCACCUACGUCACCGUAUUAUGGAAAAGCUACCGUCAUUUCGCCCGCUUUUUCUCCCAUGUCCCCUAUGGCAAUCCAAAGUCCGGGUGCUUAUUCCUUAACGUCACCGAAUUAUUCUCCUACAUCACCUGUUUAUCCUCUAAAUAAUUUGUCCCCUACUGUACCAUUAUCUAAUGACGUUGGUGUUGUAUCACCACGUUAUGAUACAAUACAAUUUCAUCAAUCACCAUCCUAUUCUCCAUCUUCUCCGAUGUAUUCUCCUUCUUCUCCCCUUGUAUCCAACGUGAACCAAGCUUACUCUCCCACGUCACCUUCCGCUUUUUUGCAAUCUGAUGACGUAAAAGAACAACCUUCUUUUAGGCCUGAUAGUAACAUGUAAACAUGA